Molecule: messenger RNA, 924 nt
Organism: Lethenteron reissneri (Far Eastern brook lamprey)
Lineage: Eukaryota; Metazoa; Chordata; Hyperoartia; Petromyzontiformes; Petromyzontidae
Product: mitochondrial transcription rescue factor 1-like
Biological process (GO): regulation of mitochondrial transcription
Cellular component (GO): mitochondrion
Molecular function (GO): RNA binding
Source: RefSeq, a predicted model, not a curated record
CGCGUCGCAAUUCGGGUCGCGAGGAGUGGAGCUGCGGGGAAAUCUGCCGAGCGAGUCCGAGGUGUAGGCCGCUCUGCCGUAGCCCUCAUGCUGGUGGUGCCGGUUUCCCGCUUGGCCUCCGCCCUGGCUCCCCGCGCCCAGGCCUGGAGAUCUCCCCUCAGGGUGCAGCCGCUCGGUGCGGCCUUCAUCAUCGCCACCACCGCCGUCGUCCCGCAUGCCCAGGGGCAGCAGCGGCGGCGGUGGUGGAGGGGGGGCCACUGGGGCACCCCUGCGGGGGUCGUGAACCCCGCGCGACCCCGCGACCUCGGCCCCCCUUUGCGGUCGGCGUGGUCGCGAGGCCUCUCCACGGCAACGCAGGGGGGCGGCGGCUCCUCGUACCAGCGUGGGCGGAAGGGACGCAGCAAGGACGCUCGCCCGGAGGAAGAUGACAGCAACGAGGAGCAGCCUGGCGAGGGGGAGGAGGAGGAGGAGGAGGCUUCGUUCGUGACGCAGGAAGGUGUCGUGAAGGACUACAAGGACCUUGAUAAGACGGUGGCUUCCUUCCGAUUUGACCUCGUCAUGAAGGCCGGCCUGGACAUCUCAAACAAGGCCAUCGAGGACGCCUUCUACGCCAACCGCCUGCGGCUCAACGGACAGCGGCUGAUCAAGAAGAGCCGCACGGUGCGCGAGGGCGACGUCCUGGACCUCCUGCUGCCGGUUCCCGCGGGGGCGCCGGCCUCGGCGUCGGCGUCGGUCCCGGCGGCGACGACCGACUCGGGGAGGAGGGGAGGAGACGCCCAGGGGGAGGCGGUGGCGCGCGUGGUGGUGCUGCGCGCCAGCGAGGAGCGCUCGCCCUCCCAGCGCUACGGCGUGCGCCUGCGCCGCUGGAAGCAGCUGCUGCUGCCGCCAGCGCCGCGCGGCACCGCCUAGGGGGGUGGGGGGGUA